AUAAAAGAAGUGGUCGUUCUAAAAUUAUUUUUCCAUUUCCAUCCCACCAAAUUUCCCCUCCAUUCCUUUCCCUUCCCCUCCCCUCCUUUUCCCUCGUCUCAAAUAUUGGGUAAUAGAGCUGAACAAUCAACUGCAAUAUAAAUACAGAGAGAGAAGCACACGCACACAUACACAUACGCCCAGUUACGAUAAGCGUCGCUCAAUCUUUAGGGCAAAAAUUAGGGUUUUGCCGUUGCUCUUUCCGCUCUCCGGUGACAUCCCGGUGCUUGCCGAUCGGGUUGUUAAGUAACUACAGCGUGACUUGAAGAAAAGAAAUGGAAUUUUUUGACGAUGAGUGUGAAUCUGUUCCACAUUCUGUUUCGAAUUACCAUUUUGUUGAUGACAAGGAUGAGCUAGUUUCUUUUUCAGAAUUGCCAGUUCAAUGGAAAGAGGGUGAAAGCUCAGACAACAAGGGAAAAGAUAUAUUUUUGCAUGGAAGUACUGAUAAUGGGCUUCAGAAAAUAUAUAAGCAGGUCACAGCAUGGAAGUUUGAUCUUUCGGAUGAAAUGCUGGAGAUAUUGGUGCUAUCUACAGAAAAUAAUUGGAUCAAGCUUCAAAAGCCAAGAAAGAGUUUUGAGGAAAUAAUUAGGACCAUCUUGAUCACUGUCCAUUGCCUACACUUUGUGAAGAAUAAUCCUGAAAAGUCCGGGAGAUCUUUGUGGGAUCACUUGUCCAAAGUUUUUAGCUUGUAUGAAGUCAGACCUUCAGGGAAUGAUCUGGUAGAUCACAUAAAUAUAAUCAGUGAAGCUGUCAAAAGGGAUGAUACCUUAGCAAAAUCCAAGUUUUUAGUUGAAUUUCUUGAGGAGAAGCCUGGGAAGAGGAAAUUUUUUGACGAGGAUGUGGAAAAUACUGUAAAGUCUGGUUUCAUAGUUGAUGAUGAUAUGAUUGAUAAAGAUGAUGAUAUGAUUGAGAGAGAUGAAGAAGAUGGUUCCGAUGAAGAGGAAGACCUUUUUGAUUCUGUUUGUGCAAUUUGCGACAAUGGUGGCAACAUUUUGUGUUGUGAAGGGAGAUGCAUGAGGUCGUUUCAUGCAACUGUUGAAGCUGGUUCUGAAUCAAUGUGUAAAUCACUCGGCUUUUCUGAUGAACAAGUGGAAGCAAUACAAAAUUUUUUCUGCAAGAAUUGUCAGCACAAGAAGCACCAGUGCUUCUCUUGUGGGGAAUUGGGCUCUUCUGAUAAAUCAUCUGGUGCUGAGGUCUUUCCUUGCGUUUCUGCUACCUGUGGUUAUUUUUACCAUCCACAUUGUGUUGCAAAAUUGCUCCACCGUGAGAGUGAAACUGAUGCAGCGGAGCUUCAGAAAAAGAUUUCUGCAGGGGAAUCUUUCACUUGUCCUGUCCAUAAAUGCCAUGUAUGUAAACAGGGAGAAAAUAAGAUGGUUCCUGAAUUGCAAUUUGCUGUUUGUAGACGUUGUCCAAAAUCGUACCACAGAAAAUGUUUGCCUAGGAAGAUUGCUUUUGAAGACCUGGAGGAGGAGGACAUCAUACAGAGGGCUUGGGAAGAUCUUCUGCCCAACCGUAUUCUGAUAUAUUGCUUAAAACAUGAAAUUAAUGAUGAAAUUGGGACUCCUAUUAGAAACCACAUAAAAUUCCCUAAGGAUUUAGAAAAUAAGAAAAGACGUACAUCUGAUUUGCUCUCGACCAGAGAGAGAGUUGCAUCAAGGGAGAGUAAUCUGGCUUCGGAAGAUGCUUCCAGGAAGAGAACUGUUGGGAAGACACUAAAAGGGUUUGAAAAGCUGUCUUCUGCUAAUAAGGAGGGUGAUUUUUUCAAGAAGAGUGAGCGAAGAUCAAGCGGAUCUGAUUUCGUGAAGAAACAGAAAAUGAUGGAUACUUCCAGAAAGCCUUUGAACAAGAGUGCUUCUGCAAAGUUCAGUAAAGUCUCCACCAAUGACAGUGGGCCCUCCUUGGGUGAAAGGUUGUUUGCCUUGGUUGAAAAGGGUGCUGAGGCAGUUAAGUCGAAGAAGGAGGGCACACCUGACAGUGAACCCAACCAAAAUGUGACUCUGAAGCCUGUUGCAAAGGAAACAACCAGUUCACUGCCUCUAGAUGCUGAUACCAAGAGAAGAAUAAUGUCUGUGUGGAAAGAUGCUUCAUCGUCAAUAACACUGGAACAGAUCAUAAAAAAGCACAAGGUGCCAACAACCCAUGCAUACUCAUCAAGAUAUGUUGUUGAUAAGACCAUUACCAUGGGAAAAGUGGAGGGCUCUAUUGAGGCUCUGCGGGCAGCUCUAAAGAAGCUGGAAGAAGGGGGCAGUAUUGAAGAUGCAAAGGCGGUUUGUGAGCCUGGGCUUCUGAACCAGAUCGUUAAGUGGAAGAACAAGCUAAAAGUGUACCUUGCACCAUUUCUUUUUGGCAUGCGCUACACAUCUUUUGGUCGCCAUUUUACAAAAGUGGACAAGCUGAAAGAGAUUGUUAAUAUGCUCCAUUUGUACGUACAAGAUGGUGACAUGAUUGUCGACUUCUGUUGCGGUGCUAACGAUUUCAGUUGCCUUAUGAAAAAGAAGCUUGAUGAGACAGGAAAAAAGUGCUCAUACAAAAACUAUGAUGUUUUACAGACAAAGAAUGAUUUUAACUUUGAGAAGAGAGACUGGAUGAGUGUCCGUCCAAAGGAAUUGCCUACAGGGUCACAGUUGAUCAUGGGGUUAAAUCCUCCUUUUGGAGUUAAUGCAGCCCUAGCAAACAAGUUCAUUAGUAAGGCACUUGAGUUUAAGCCAAAACUCCUCAUCCUUAUUGUUCCACAGGAGACAGAAAGGUUGGAUAAGAAGGAACCCCCCUAUGAUCUAGUGUGGGAGGAUGAUGAGUUGCUUGCUGGCAAGUCUUUUUAUUUACCUGGAUCUGUUGACGUAAAUGACAAACAAAUAGAUCAAUGGAAUGUGAGCCCACCACCACUCUAUCUUUGGAGUCGCCCUGAUUGGACUGCUAAGCACAAGGCAAUUGCUCAACAGCAUGGUCACUCAUCCAGGGUACGGGAGGAGUCAUGUUUGAAUGAAAAUCAGCACGAAAUGCUGGCCAAUGAUUUUCAUCCAGUGGAGAAUCAUGAUCUUACUGCUGAAACUUCAAUAGUGAUAGAUGAUUAUUCUUUUCAAAAUGGAGAACCAGAACAGGUUCAAGAAAGAGCAAGUGUGACUACAGAUCAUAAAGAAGGCCCUUGCAAUAAUGGUGACAGAGAAGCCCAGAAGAAUCAUGACCUUAGUAAGAACCUAUCUAACGAGAAUCCGAAAAAGAGACAGCGUGAUAAAGGAAAGCAUGGGAAAGGUUCAGGUGAGAUUGCCCCAGAAGACAGACAAAAAAGUAGUAGUUCAUCUGUGGGUGUGAUGUCUAAGGGAAUGGCUCGCCAUUCCCCACACCAUUCUGCUCGCCGUUCCCCUCGCCAUUCCGGUCGCCCUUCCGCUCGCCCUUCCCCACCCAAGGUGACUGGUGCUAAAUCAUUGGAUGGGCACCCAUCCAAACCUCUUGAAAUACCCUUGCAUACAGAGGUUGGCAACGAAAGGCAGUACAACCAAAUCGGUGCUGGAUCCAGUUCACAGUUUCAGACGGGAUACGCUGGGGCUUCGGCUGAUGACAUGGGAAGGAGGUAUGGCUUGAACACCGAGGAGCGUUAUACAGGUGUAACCCAUAGAUAUUCAAGCGGUGUUAGUCCUGUUCCUGAUUACGGGGUUAGGAAUUCAGAGGAACGGAUUCCCGGUUACCAGAGAGAGAGUGCAGAUAACUACGGUUACAGAUCUUCUUACAUCGGUGAGAUGGAUGGUAGGUAUGGAAUGGAGCCAGAUAUACGGUCACAGGUCCCAUUUUAUGGGCGACAAGAUCAUGAUCCUUUAAGUCUAAGCAGCAGCUAUUUAGCAGGUCAGAAUCCUGGGUUUCAAUCUUCCUUUGGGCAACCAGGCUUGGCAACUGAGUCAUCUUACAGUACAAUGGGCACAUCCACAAUGCAGCGAUAUGCACCUCGACUGGAUGAAUUAAACCACACGAGGGCCAACCCCUUAGCGCCUGAUCUGUCUAUGAUGCGUAGGCAUGGCAGCUACGACCCUCUAGCUCCCCGACCAGGAUAUGGAGCUGACACACUUGGUUUCGCCCCUGGCCCUUACGGCUCCUAUUCACAACGGAACUCAUCAGGCUGGCUCAAUGAGUAGAUUGUCUAGCAUAUGCUUUUUGAUGUAACAGGUUUACUAUUUUUUGUGAAUAUUAUGUUGCGGCUAAGACAUUAUUUGUCGUGGCUGUCAUCUUUGCUUCCGAAUAAUUUGUUAUGACAUUUUAUAUUGUAUAGCUGAUUACAGUCGGGCCUA
Molecule: messenger RNA, 4316 nt
Organism: Cornus florida
Lineage: Eukaryota; Viridiplantae; Streptophyta; Magnoliopsida; Cornales; Cornaceae
Product: protein ENHANCED DOWNY MILDEW 2
Exons: 20
Coding region: 315-4163 (1282 amino acids)
Source: RefSeq, a predicted model, not a curated record